This is a messenger RNA of Nematolebias whitei (Rio pearlfish), 1752 nucleotides long. It is a transcript of the gene bbs1, whose product is annotated as Bardet-Biedl syndrome 1. Gene Ontology annotation, molecular function: smoothened binding; patched binding. Lineage: Eukaryota; Metazoa; Chordata; Actinopteri; Cyprinodontiformes; Rivulidae. The record is from RefSeq and is a predicted model, not a curated record. Gene Ontology annotation, biological process: protein localization to cilium; non-motile cilium assembly. The transcript is spliced from 6 exons. Bases 1 to 1752 code for a protein of 583 amino acids. Gene Ontology annotation, cellular component: BBSome; axoneme; centrosome.
AUGUCCACUGCGGAGUCCAGCGGUGACGGGGGGCGGUGGCUAGACGCCCACUAUGACCCGGUAGCCGGUCUGUACACCUUCUCGUCUUGUGUGGACCUGGCAGACCUGAAUGGGGAUGGGGAGAGCCGGCUGGUGGUGGGGGACCUGGGUACUGGCUCGUCCGGCAUGAAGCUGAAGGUGUACCGGGGCACGGCUCUGAUGAGCGAGAGUGUCCUACUGGACCUACCUGCUGGCCUUGUUGCCUUCUUCAUGGAUGUGCACGAGCCCCGGAUCCCUGCCGUGGCUGUGGCCUCCGGACCCUGCAUCUACGUCUACAAAAACCUGCGGCCGUAUUUCAAGUUCACCCUGCCUAGUCUGGUCAUCAACACUCUGGAGCAGGAGGUUUGGCAGCAGGUGGGAGAGGGUCAGAUUGACCCCAUAACCCUGAAGGAGAUGUUGGAGAGCAUCAGAAGGAAGGACGACAUCCCACUGUCUGUUCGGUCCCUCAAGUUUCUCUCUCUGGACGUCAGCGACAUGGACGAGUUUGUCCAGCUGCAUAGACAGCAGCCAAUCAGGAGGCAGACAGUUAUCACCUGCAUCGGGACCCUGAAGAAGAGCACAGCAGACGAGGAUGGAGUUAGCUGUCUGGUGAUUGGAACAGAGAACAGCAAAAUCUUUGUCCUGGACCCAGAAGCUUUCACCAUCCUGUCCAAGAUGUCCUUGCCUGCUGUUCCCACCAUGAUGGAUGUGACGGGUCAGUUCGACGUGGAGUUUCGCAUUACAGUAGCGUGUCGAAAUGGCAAUAUCUACAUCCUGCGCAGAGAGUCGGACACACCGAGGUACUGCAUCGAGCUGUCGUCCCACCCCGCCGGUCUGGUGAGGGUCGGGAAGAAUGUGGUGGUCGGCUGUACCAAUGAGAGUCUGCAGGGCUUCACUCAGAAGGGGAAGAAGUUGUGGAAGAUCAUCCUCCCAGCCCCCAUCACCACCAUGGCUGCCAUGGACCUUCCUACCAGGGGUUUUCAGGGGGUUCUAGUGGGCCUGGCAAACUGUGAAGUGCAUCUGUACCGGGACAAGAACCUGCUCAGCAUCAUCAAGACUCCGGACACAGUCACCAGCAUCUGCUUUGGUCGGUACGGUCGAGAGGAUGGUACCCUCAUUAUGACAACCAAGGGAGGUGGACUGAUAGUUAAGAUCUUGAAAAGGACGGCAGUGUUUGAUGACCGGGACAGUGCCCCCGGCCCUCCCCUGGCCCAGAGCAUCCGCCUCAAUGUCCCCAAGAAGACCAAGCUGUAUGUGGACCAGACGCUGAGGGAGCGUGAGAAUGGCCUGACUAUGCACCGGACCUUCCAGAUGGACCUGAGCCGCACAAGACUGGCAGCAGCCAGAGCCUAUGUGAAAGCUCUGGAGUCCAGCCUGACCCCGGUCUCAUCCAGCCUGUCUGAGCCACUCAAGAUGAACGCUGUGGUCCAGGGCCUGGGUCCGUCCUUCAAGCUGACCCUGAACAUUCAAAACACGGCAGCCUGUCAGUCUGUCAUGAACCUGGCCAUCAGUUUCUUGUACGACGAGAAACUGUACAGGGUUAGGAACCCGUACAUGAGGAUCCCGCUGCUGGUUCCUGGACUCAUCUACCCUGUUGAGGCCUUUGUGGAGUGCACCAGUGACAAGGGCAUCUCAGACAUCAUCAAGGUGUUUGUGCUGCAUGAGGGGAAGAGUUCACCGCUGCUCACGGCUCAUAUCAAUAUGCCGGUAUGCGAGGGGUCUGCUCUGAACUGA